Molecule: messenger RNA, 681 nt
Organism: Stylonychia lemnae
Lineage: Eukaryota; Ciliophora; Spirotrichea; Sporadotrichida; Oxytrichidae
Source: the annotation of a GenBank genome assembly
AUGGGAAAAAAAGUUCAAAUGUAUUAAUCAGAUAAGAAUUAGUCAAGUAUUGAAAUAACCAAUAAUGAUUUGAGCACUUUGAAUUGUGACUAUACCAGAGAUACCUUUAAAAUUAUGAGGAAAGAUAGAACCACUAUUAAGAAAAAGAAAAAAUCUAAAAAUCAGAGCAAUUAAAAAUGUAAAACUAAAUAAAAGUUGGAUUCCUAAAUGAAAGGCUAUCAAAAUAAUGAUAAUUAAAAAAGUCUUUAAAUUAAGGAAAAAAGUCUUUAAAUUACAAAUACAAGAGCAAAAAAAGUAAAUAAAAACCAAAAAAGUAUAUUUAAAAAAAAUAUUGAAAAUAAUUCUAAUAUAAACCCAAAAGAGCAUUUUCUUUCAUUAGUCAACUUCAAUACAAUGAAUUUGAAUAGAUUAGGCUUUGGACUAACAUUAGUAGAGGAAAAUGAGUCAAUAUAAGCUAUUACUUAAGAGCCAAUAAAAAUACAAUCGGAGAAUUUCGAUAAUCCAUUCUUUAUUCAUGAUUCUGUUCAAAAGAGCGUUAUUUGCGAUAAUAAUAACAAACAAUUCAGAGGAAUAAAUUAGCCUGCACUAUAAAAAUCAUAAGGAAUAGAAGAUGAAAUCAAACUAAUUGAAGAUUACUAUUUAGAGUAUUAAAGCUAAUUUAAAAAGCUGUAAUAAAAUUGA